This is a messenger RNA of Thecamonas trahens ATCC 50062, 1708 nucleotides long. Its product is annotated as family S53 protease. Gene Ontology annotation, biological process: proteolysis. NCBI's taxonomy places the organism in Eukaryota, Apusomonadida, Apusomonadidae. Gene Ontology annotation, molecular function: serine-type endopeptidase activity; tripeptidyl-peptidase activity. The coding region runs from base 1 to 1578 and encodes 525 amino acids. The transcript has 2 exons. The record is from RefSeq and is a predicted model, not a curated record.
AUGAAUACCGGUAGCAACGUUGUGCUGGGGCUGGUGCUGGGCCUGGUGUGUGCGCUGGCGGUGGUGGCGGCUGGCGCCGGAACGGCUUGUGAGGACGAGGCCAUUCUGAAGGCGGCCGAGGCCAUUGCUGACCCACGGUCGCCGAGCUACGCCGCGUAUGUGAGCGCCGACGAGCUUCGCGAGAUGUGCGCGCCGUCAGAGGCGGUGCUAGAUGCGCUGGCAGAUGGCCUGGGCUUGCCGCGGGCGGCGCUGGUGCUCGCGCCGCUGGGCGAUGCAGUGUAUGCCACAGUGUCGCUGGCGCAUGCGGCCAAGGCGUGGGGCGUGGAAUGGGCGUGGUUUGUGCGCGGGCAGGGCGCGCGGCUGCUGCGUCACAGCGGGUCUGCAGGCGUGGAGCUGCCAGCAGCGGCGAUGGCGGACGUGUUGUACGUUGUCGGGCUCGACGACUUUCCUCCUGCGCGGAAGGCGCUGGCCGGUGACGGGGUGGCGAGCCAGUUCCCAGGGCAGGAUGUGACGCCGGGCCUCAUUGCCAAGAUCUACGGCAUCACGUACGACGUGGCUGUGCCGGCGUCGGUGGCACAAGCGGUGGCCGAGUUUGAAGAGGCGUACUUUUACCCGUCGGAUGUGGCGGUUUUCCUCAAGCAGUACGGCCUGCCGGCGGCGGCGCCGCCAACGAUUGUGGGCAAGAACGAUCCAGACAAGGGAUACCUCGGCGAGGCGACGCUCGACGUCGAGUACAUUGUGGGGAUGGGCCGCGGGGUGGCGACGUGGGUCUUCUCGCUCAAGGACUUUGACCUCGUCGAGUGGUCGAACACGGUGCUCGCGACGGCGUCGUCACAUCCGUCUGGGGCGCCCAAGGUCCAUUCGAUCUCGUGGGGCUCUGCCGAGCAGGAGUAUCCCGCGGCGCAGCUGGCAGCAACCAACGUGGCGUUUGCCAAGAUGGCGAUGAUGGGCUACACGCUAGUGUGCGCGUCGGGCGACGACGGGACCGGAAAGACCGGUACGUUUUCGUGCGGCAAGUUCGCGCCGACGUUCCCGGCGUCUCUGCCGUGGUGUACCGCCGUGGGCGCCACGUACUACGAAGCGAGCGCGAGCCCGCCAGAGAAGGCGGUCUCGUUCUCAGGUGGUGGCUUCUCGUGGACCUUCCCGCGGCCGUCGUGGCAGGACGCGGCGGUCUCGGGCUACCUCAACGGCGGCUCGGUGCCGCUGCCGGAAGGCAAGUACUACAACGCCACCGGGCGCGGGUUCCCGGAUGUGACUGCUGUGGGGACCAACUACCAGAUCGUGACCGUCAACGCGACCGGACCGAUCUCGGGCACGUCUGCAGCAACGCCAACGUUUGCGGCCAUGGUCUCGCUGCUCAACGCGCAGCGGGCCGGCGAGUCCAAGCCGCUGCUCGGCCACGUGGCGCCGCUGUUGUACGCGCUGCCCGAGGUGGGAACCGAUAUUGUCAACGGCGACAACAAGGUGACCUUCUGCUCGCACGGAUUUGAAGCUACCAAGGGCUGGGACCCGAUCUCGGGCCUCGGCUCGCCGCUCUUCGCCAAGCUCCAGGCCGGGCUGGCGGCGCUCGGCCUGUGAACGGGGGGCACGAUUAAAGCAGCUGCGUGUGGUUUACGGGCGGAUUCGAGGACGCUACUCGAUUUUGGCCUCCAGUGCGGCAAUGCUGGCGGACUUUGAGCGAAUGAGGGCAGCCGAGACGAGGACAAAG